Molecule: messenger RNA, 1011 nt
Organism: Fibroporia radiculosa
Lineage: Eukaryota; Fungi; Basidiomycota; Agaricomycetes; Polyporales; Fibroporiaceae
Exons: 8
Coding region: 1-1011 (336 amino acids)
Cellular component (GO): Swr1 complex
Molecular function (GO): nucleosome binding
Source: RefSeq, a predicted model, not a curated record
AUGAAGCCCUCGUCCUUGGUCGUCGUGGACAACGGCGCACAUACUAUCAAAGCUGGCGUGGUCGGCACCCACGGUAUUAAUCCAAGAAUCGUUCCCAAUGCUAUCGUCCGUUCGAAAGGAGACAAGCAAACGUAUAUUGGACAUGAAUCAGACAAAUGCAGCGACUUCUCAUCUCUUCAUUACCGUUUGCCGUUUGAGAAGGGGUUCCCUGUUGACUGGGAUGCUCAAAAGGCCAUAUGGGAUGGAAUGUUCUCAAAUGAAGUUUUGGGGGUUGACACCACCGACGCUUCCCUUCUAAUAACCGAGCCUUACUUCAACCUCCCGAACAUACAGGAAGUAUACGACCAGUUCGUAUUUGAGGAAUACGAUUUCCAAUCCUACUAUCGUUGCACUCCUGCCUCCCUCAUUCCUCAUGGCAACUUGUAUGGUCCACCGGGACCUGAACCGCCGGAAUGUGUCAUCGUGAUAGACUCUGGCUUCAGUUUCACACAUGUGGUUCCCAUCAUGAAUAAUUCUAUCAUAUGGAAUGCGGUCAAGAGAAUAGAUGUUGGUGGAAAGCUCCUGACUAAUCAGCUGAAGGAGCUCGCCUCUUUCCGACAGUGGAACAUGAUGGACGAGACGUAUAUUGUGAACGACAUCAAGGAGUCCUGUUGUUAUGUCAGCUCAAACUUCAGUAGAGACCUAGAGAUCUGUCGUGUCGACCCCAGACGUAAUGCCAUCGUGCAGGAAUACAUCUUGCCAGACUUCUCAAUCAAUCGUCCUGGGCGUGUUAGACAGCCUGGCGACACUUUAAACGAUACAGCACAGGUGAUGUACAUGAAUAACGAGAGAUUCACAGUCCCAGAAAUUAUCUUUCGCCCCGAUGAUAUUGGAUUGGAGCAGCCAGGCAUCGCCCAAACAGUUGCAAGAAGCAUUGCCCUUCUGCCCGAAGACCUCCAAGGCAUGUUUUGGGCACACAUAAGCGCCGUUGGUGGAAAUACGAAGUUCCCUGGAUUUAUUCAGCGUCUGUAA